AUGUCUGCCGCGGAGCUCUAUACUAAGGUGAGCGGGGUGAGGGGCGCGGAGAGGGGGGUGUGUGUGGUUACCUACUCUAGAGUUUGGAUUCCUGACCCUGAUGAAGUUUGGAGAUCAGCAGAAAUUACCAAGGAUUAUAAAGAAGGAGAUAAAAGCCUUCAUCUGAAACUUGAAGAUGAAACUCUCUAUGAGUAUCCCCUCGACCUCCAAGGCCACGAGCUGCCUUUCCUGCGCAAUCCAGAUAUCCUGGUGGGGGAGAAUGACCUGACAGCCCUGAGCUAUCUGCACGAGCCUGCAGUCCUCCACAACCUCAAAGUCAGGUUCCUCGAGUCCAACCACAUCUACACAUACUGUGGUAUUGUGCUUGUUGCCAUCAAUCCAUAUGAGCAGCUGCCCAUCUAUGAACAAGAUGUCAUCUAUGCCUACAGUGGCCAAAAUGUGGGGGAUAUGGAUCCCCACAUCUUUGCUGUGGCAGAAGAAGCCUACAAGCAGAUGGCCAGGGAUGAGAGGAACCAGUCCAUCAUCGUGAGCGGGGAGUCUGGCGCGGGGAAGACCGUCUCGGCCAAGUACGCCAUGCGCUUCUUCGCCACCGUCGGCGGCUCUGCCAGCGAGACCAACAUCGAGGCCAAAGUCCUGGCAUCCAGCCCCAUCAUGGAGGCAAUUGGAAAUGCUAAAACAACGAGGAACGACAACAGCAGUCGCUUUGGGAAGUACAUUGAGAUUGGGUUUGAUAAAAGAUACCACAUCAUUGGGGCCAACAUGAGGACCUACCUGCUGGAAAAAUCACGAGUUGUGUUCCAGGCAGAAGAUGAGCGUAACUACCACAUCUUCUAUCAGCUUUGUGCCUCUGCAAGUCUUCCAGAAUUCAAGGACCUUGGAUUAACAUGUGCUGAGGACUUCUUCUACGCUUCUCAGGGAGGUGACACGUCCAUCGAUGGCGUGGAUGAUGCUGAUGACUUUGAGAAAACCAGGCACGCCUUCACCCUGCUUGGAGUGAAGGAAUCUCAUCAGUCAACCAUUUUUAGGAUCAUUGCUGCCAUUUUGCACCUAGGGAAUGUGGAAAUCCAAGCGGAACGAGAUGGUGAUGCCUGCAGCGUGCCGAGUGGAAAUAGCAACCCCCUGACUAUGUUCGUCGUCCGGCUACGCUCGGUGGCUCGGAGACGUGCUGAUGAUUGUGCACUGAUCCCUGGAGCAAUCCAGGAGCAGGUGGUGUGGGUUGCUGUCGGCACUGGCAAGAGCGCACCAGGCUCGCCCCGCGCGGUCUGA
Molecule: messenger RNA, 1266 nt
Organism: Indicator indicator
Lineage: Eukaryota; Metazoa; Chordata; Aves; Piciformes; Indicatoridae
Product: unconventional myosin-Vb-like
Exons: 11
Coding region: 1-1266 (421 amino acids)
Biological process (GO): vesicle transport along actin filament; actin filament organization
Cellular component (GO): actin cytoskeleton; vesicle; myosin complex
Molecular function (GO): microfilament motor activity; actin filament binding; ATP binding
Source: RefSeq, a predicted model, not a curated record